CCGGUACCUACCUACGUAGCCAAAGUGUACAUGAUGCGUCCCAACCCGCCCAACUACCGGCGCUGGCAGCACCCUACUGGUCGACAGGCAGAGUCGCAGUGGCCUGAGCUGACACCGGCAAACAGUGGGUCCCCGCGCCAUCUCGGCUCCGGCACCCAACGACGAGAAACGGGACGUGGCGAUUACACCUCCACAGGGACGCCUACUAUGUGGGUACCUCGGCGGGUUAAGGAUCCAGAGCAACGCGACCGGGGAACCACGAAAACCCUGAUGACGUGUGCCCAACCUUCAGUACUGACCGCCGAUGUAGAUCUCGACGUGCCGGCACCCGCUGUCCGUUCCCCGCUGCGUCGCCCCCGCAUGACGUGUUUUUUCAUUCCUGAUCUUGGGCCUGGACCAAAGGACGUUUUCAGGGUGGUCCCUCCUCUCCGAACCCAUGGCGUUCAAUCCUCACACAUGACUAAAGUGCGCAUCAAUCACUUUGGAUGAGAUCGCUCCGAGACAUCUCGAUAAUAACCAAGACAAGCCGACUGGGGACCGAUGAGCCGCCACGCAUGCACGAAGACACACGCGCCUACAUAAUCCUGAAAGCUUGCCCGCAAGCCCGUGAAGGACCAAACGCUGGCCAGCGACAUUGACGGCUGCCCGACGAGAGCCGGUUCGUGAAAGCUGCGCUAGCGUCCUUGAUGCCGCUCCAUGGUUCAAGCUAGCGACGCACAGCACCUCAUUAUCUUGCCUCGCAGUUAGUGUAUCCGCGUCUAUCCUCGGCGACAUGUGCAUGAAGUGUGU
Colletotrichum navitas is the source of this 789-nucleotide messenger RNA. RefSeq lists its product as uncharacterized. The transcript has 3 exons. The record is from RefSeq and is a predicted model, not a curated record. Bases 31 to 489 code for a protein of 152 amino acids. Lineage: Eukaryota; Fungi; Ascomycota; Sordariomycetes; Glomerellales; Glomerellaceae.